GCUGCUAAAUUGGCUACCACAGUGCAACCCUCGGGGUCCCAAUGGGGGACUCAGGAUCAAGACGAUGUACUCUGGUCUCCCGGUUGCCAAUAUUUAGGAAAAGUAUUAGCAGAAGACAUGAUUCGCUCCCUUCUUCACCCUCUUCCGGUAACACCGCUGGUGUUCACAGCUCCUCUCCUUCCAGCACUAACUCCAGCUCAGGAAGCACGGGAAAACGCAGGAGCAUAUUCCGUGCUCCCUCUAUCAGCUUCCACCAUAAGAAGGGGAGUGAACCCAAGCCAGAACCCACUGAUCAGAACCUUAGUAUUUCCAAUGGUGCUCAACCCGGUCACAACAACAUGCAGAAACUAAGUUUGGAGGAACAGGUCAAAACCAGGGGAAGACAUUCUGUGGGUUUUAGUAGUUCACGAAGUAAGAAGAUAACAAGAUCUUUGACGGAAGAUUUUGAAAGGGAAAAGGAGACUUCAAGUAAUAAGAAUGUCUUUAUAAAUUGUCUAAGUUCUGGCAGAAGUGAAGGGGACGAUUCUGGAUUCACAGAAGAACAAAGUCGCCGUUCUAUUAAACAGUCAACAAAGAAGCUACUCCCCAAAUCCUUUUCAUCUCACUAUAAAUUUUCUAAGUCGGUUCCUCAGUGCCAAUCCACAUCAUUGGUACAGCAGCCUGAAUUCUCGCUGGCAAUUGCACAAUAUCAAGAGCAGGAACCCGCCUUAGGAAGACCUUCCCCAUCUUGCUCUGUGGAUGUAACAGAGCGCGCAGGAAGUUCCUUACAGUCGCCUCUGCUUUCUGCUGACCUGACCACAGCUCAGACCCCUUCAGAAUUCUUGGCCUUGACUGAAGAUUCUUUGUCUGAGGCAGAUGCCUUUCCUAAAAGUGGAAGCACGGCAUCACACUGCGACAACUUUGGCCACAAUGAUGCUACCUCUCAGCCCACUCCCAGUCUCACUGCUGUUACAAAGACAAGGAUGGAAAUUGUGGGGACUGUGCCCUGUGUGAUGAUGUCUCCGGGGAGGUACAGGCUAGAAGGUCGGUGUAGCACUGAAUUUCGUUCUUCACCAGAGACUACUGCUGCUAACCAGGGGGAAGAGCUACUACAAAGCACUGUUAGAAAUGCUAGUGACCCAGAGACCCACUUACCAGCUGAUCAUCAAAGAGUAGAGAACGCCUCGGCACAAGCUGGUGAAACAAUGCUGAGGACCAGCUCCCCCAGGACACUGGGAUCCUAUGACCAGCACAAGGUACUGGCUGAACGCUUUAAAGGGGUCCACCCUGUUUCAGAUUCAAGGGUAAUCCCUUCCUCUGGAGAUCACCAUGUUUUUAACAAAACAUCUUAUGGAUAUGAAGCAAGUGCUGCCAAAGUUCUUGCCAGUAGCCUCAGUCCAUAUCGAGAAGGAAGAUAUAUAGAGCGACGACUGCGGUCCUCGUCUGAAGGGACAGCAGGGAGCGGCAGAAUGGUCUUAAAGCCGAAGGAUGGGCAUGUGGAAGCCAGCAGCUUGAGAAAGCACAGAACGGGGUCCUCCUCUUCCAAAAUGAACAGUCUGGAUGUCCUUAAUCACUUGGGAUCCUGUGAAUUGGAUGAAGAUGAUCUGAUGCUUGACUUAGAAUUUUUAGAGGAACAGAAUCUCCAACCCCCAGUUUGCCGGGAAGAUUCCUGCCACUCUGUAACAUCCUGUGCAGCCGUCCUUCUUAGCCCAAUGGACCCAGCAAAAGAAAUGAAUGCGCUAGAAGAACCAAAAUGUCCCCAGCUUUCCAAAGAGAGCCUUUCCCUGAAAAUAACAAAAGACACUGAUCAAGAGGCCCUGUGUUCCCAUGUGAGCCACAUGCCCAACAGUCCCUCUGCAGACUCGCCCCUGCGAGGUGUGGAGGAAAAUGGAAGCAUAGAUUCCCUGCCAUUCAGACUGAUGCUCCAGGAGUGCACGGCAGUGAAGACGCUGCUACUGAAGAUGAAGAGAGUGCUGCAAGAGAGUGAUGUGAGCCCUUCCAGCAGUACCACCUCACUUCCCAUCAGCCCUCUGACUGAAGAGCCACUGCCUUUCAAGGAUAUAGCGAAAGAUGAAUGUUCGAUGCUGAGGCUGCAACUGAAGGACAGGGAGGAGCUCAUUUCUCAGCUCCAGGCAGAGCUGGAAAAGGUACAGCAUUUACAGAAGGCCUUUGCUUCACGAGUAGAUAAAUCCACGCAGACUGAACUUCUAGGCUGUGAUGCCCUGUGGAAUCCCACAUGCACUGGAAGCUUAUUUAAACCAGUAUAUAUUUCAAGCUAGAUUUAAUAAUCAUUUGACCACGAAUAAUUCAUCACUGAUCUUUGACAUGUUAAAUAUUGAGUGAAAUCAUUUUUCCUAUGAAUCCUUCUGUUAACUAUUUUGCAGAAUGUGUAAGACAGAAAUUGUUUCAUCCUAAGCACUGUAUACUUUUGCGUUUCUAAACAAUUGCCACAGAAUAUUAAGAUUCAAUGAACUUAUGUUUGCUUUUACUUAUUGUAUUUUUUUAUAAAAAUGUAUCUUUUUAUUUAAAGAUAAUCUCCACAUACAAAUUCCUAAGAUGUAAUAUUCCACUUGGCAGUAACAUUAUUUGAUCAUCCUCCUUAUCUAUAUCAACCGGGCUUCUUUUUUGUUGAUAAACUUUGUUGUACUUAUGUUACAUUCUAUAUGCAUCAGACAGAUUGGAAAUGAAGCUUUUGUUACCUCAUCUUAGUGAGGUAGUUCCCAAGAAUGAAUUGGAUUAUUUGUAACCUCUUUCCAUCACAUUAACACCAGGAGGUGACACUGAGUAUCUGCAAAUGGAACAAGUAUCUAACCACAGAAUGUAAUACAGAAACAGAAGCAAAUUAUGUUCUUAAAAAGCAGAUAAACAAACUUAGCUAUUGAUCUCUCAGUGAAUGAAGUUUGUUGAAUGUAUGUGGUAUAAGAAGAGGCCUUACUCUGAAUUAAACCUCUGUGGGUCCCUUUCUCUUGCCUUCCUAUAAUAUCUCCACCUUAUCAAACUGCUGAGUGUCCAGAAGUUACUCAUGAGAGGCACACUUUAUUGCAAGGAUUGUUCAGUGUUACGGGCAGGAUGUUGUUCAGUAGAAGGACCACAGGGCUAAGGAGAGAAAAGGAGGUCUUAAUGAGCCACUACCCUUUGUAAAGACACAAUAAAAUAAUUCUAAUUAUCAACAGUAAUGUAUAGAAAUAUGCCAUUAAAUUAUUUGGGUCUUUAUGUUACAUAUGUAUGAAUGACCAAAUGCUGGGUGCAAACUAUGGUGUUAAAUAAAACUAUAAAUAUAUUUAUUUACACAUGAA
This is a messenger RNA of Grammomys surdaster, 3275 nucleotides long. RefSeq names its product coiled-coil serine rich protein 1 (gene Ccser1). The record is from RefSeq and is a predicted model, not a curated record. Bases 42 to 2258 code for a protein of 738 amino acids. The transcript has 9 exons. NCBI's taxonomy places the organism in Eukaryota, Metazoa, Chordata, Mammalia, Rodentia, Muridae.